AUGAUAUUUCAUCAUAAUGAAAGUAUUUUAGUAUCAACCGCCAAUUCUUUGUAGCGAAUAAUUUAAAAAUAAUUUAUUUUCAAGAAAAUUUAAAAAUGUACAUCAAAUCAGUGAUAAUUGAUGGUUUUAAAUCGUAUGGCAGACGAACAGAGAUUCAUGGCUUCGAUCCUGAAUUUACUGCUAUUACCGGCUUAAAUGGAACUGGCAAAUCAAAUAUAUUGGACUCUAUUUGUUUUGUUUUGGGCAUCAUGAAUUUAGGUCAAGUGAGAGCAACAUCUCUUCAAGAUUUGGUAUAUAAGAGUGGCCAGGCUGGUAUAACAAAGGCUACAGUUACAUUAAUAUUUGAUAACACCAAUCCUGGUCAAUGUCCUUUGGGGUAUGAAAAAUGUAGGGAAAUAUCCGUCACUAGACAAAUUAUUGUUGGAGGAAAGAAUAAGUACUUAAUAAACGGAAAAUUAGUUCAGAAUAAAAAAGUUGCAGACUUUUUUUGUUCGGUCCAACUAAAUGUCAACAAUCCCAAUUUUUUAAUAAUGCAAGGACGUAUUACAAAAGUAUUAAACAUGAAGCCCCAAGAGAUACUGUCUAUGAUUGAAGAAGCUGCGGGUACCAGCAUGUACGAGACUAAGCGCGAAGCUACAACUAAACUUAUUGAAAAAAAAGAUGCUAAGGUUAGAGAAACAAACGCACUUUUACAGGAAGAAGUUGAACCUAAAUUAGAAAAAUUAAGAAGAGAAAGAGCUGCACACUUAGAAUUUCAGAAAAUCUGCCGGGAUAUAGAAUAUCUUACUAGAAUUAAUGUAUCUUUUCGGUGGCUUAAACAAAGCGAAGCAUUAAAAACAAUCGAGAAAAAUAUUUCACGAUUGACAAUGUGUAUAGAUGAAGCUAAAGAAAGCAUUCUCCAAAAUAAUACUGAACGUGAACAUAUUUCAGAACAAAUUAAAAUUUUGCAAACUCAGAUUGAAAACGAGAGUAGUAACACACUUAAAGAAAUUAUGGAAGAAUUAGACAUGGAGAUAAAGGAGGAAGCAAAAUUAUCGGGAAAACUUAAAGCUAGUCGUGAAGAACUAAAUCAGGAGGAGAAGAAACUACAUAUUUUGUUAACUAAUAUAAGUGAAGAUGAAAAAUCGCUGAAGAUUAAAGAACUUGAAAUGGCCAAACGUAAAGAUUUAUUUCAGGACCUCAAAGACACCGAAAAGCGCGAUAUAUUAGCGUACGAGGCCGCACAAAAGAACUUUGAGGCAGUAAGCCAAGGAUUAUCAACAAAUGAUGAUGGACAAGCAUCUUCUCUUCAGGAUCAAUUGAUAAAGGCAAACCAAACUUCAAGUGAGGCACAAACAAUUAUUAAAACUUCUGAAAUGGAAUUACGACAUUGUCGAAAAGUUUUACGCGAAAAAGAAAAUGAGACUCAAAAUAAUGACACCGCAUAUAAUAAAGAUAAAACCUUGUAUGAUAAUCUUAUGACUGAUAUACAAAAUUUAUGUAAAAAAAUGGAAAAUAUCGAAUAUGAAGAUGGCGAUUUUGAGAAAAUGUUAGAUAAUAAAAGACAAAUUCAGAAUGAAAUUAAGAAACAACAAUAUCAGUUAGAGCGCCAUAAUUCUUACCGCUACGAGUUGCAAUAUCGUGACCCCGAACCUGGUUUUAAUAGAUCAAAAGUACACGGGAUGGUUGGUAAAUUAUUUAACGUAAUCGAUGAGCGUAACUGUUUAGCAUUAAUGAUAACAGCAGGAGGAAGUCUCUAUAGUUAUGUUACGGAUGACGAUAUUACAAGCAAAAAAAUAUUGCAAAAGGGACAAUUGCAACAUCGUGUCACUAUCAUUCCAAUAAAUAAAAUUUCGUCAUAUUCAAUCAGUGACUCUACUGUAAAUUUUGCAAAAAAUUUGGUUGGUAAAGAAAACGUUGAUUCGGCCCUAUCUCUUAUAGAAAAUGAUGCAUACUUUAAUCCAGUUAUGAAAUUUGUAUUUGGACAUACGCUGAUAUGUAAAGAUUUAAAUAUUGCUAAACAGGUAACAUAUCAUCGUAAUAUUCACUGCCGAACAGUUACUCUCGAAGGUGAUGUUGUAGACCCAGAUGGUACACUAUCUGGAGGUUCAAAACCCAAAGGAGGAAAUAUUCUCCAGGAGUUAGCUGAAAUCAAACGAUUGGAAAAAGAAAUUGAAAAAUAUAAAAACUCUUUAUUUGAUAUUGACAAUAAAUUAACAGCAUUAGAAAUUAAAGCGAGGGCAUACAACAAGCUUAAGGAAACACUCGAAUUACGACGCCAUGAGUUAAAUGCAUGUAAACAACGUUUAGGGCAGAGCAGCUUUCAUCAACAUAAAGAAGAAAUAACAUCGCUUAAGGAACGCAUAAAAACGCUAGAUGAUGAACUGAUCAGGGCAAAAGAAACUCAGAAAGCAUCUCAAGCCAAAGCUAAAGAAAUUGAGUCAAAAUUGGCCGAUGCCAAAGGAUAUCGGGAGCGAGAACUAAAGUCUGCAACUGAGACUAUGAAAUUAGCAAAAGCUAAAGCUGAAAAGUCAAGCAAUAAUUGGAAGAAACACGAACAAGAAUACGAGACUUUGCAGUUAGAAAUCGAAACCUUAUCUAAAGAUAUUACUAAUUCCAAAACUAUUAAAGUGGCAUUGGAAGAACAAAUUGAUAAUAAGCAAAUUUACUUAAACGAAAUGUCCACCAAAUAUAAUUCAGCUGCAGAAAAAGUUGCAAAUUUAAGGAAGCGAAUAAAAGAGCAAAAAGACAGGAUUUCGUCACAAAAUAAAGAACUAAAAAAUUUAUUCACCAAGAGUGAAAAGCUUAAAACCUACAAUGAGGACAUACUCCUUGAAAUAAAAAAGAAAGAAAAUGAAGUCAAUAAAGUACGUUCUGAGAAUAAAGAAUCAAUAAGAAAGAUGGAGAAUCUUGAAAAUAAAUAUCCUUGGAUUAACGAAGAAAAAGAAUUUUUCGGUAUUAAGAAUACACGUUAUGACUACACAAAGGAGAAUCCUGUGGAUGCCGGAGAAAAAUUAAACACUAUGAUACAACAAAAAGAAAAAAUGGAGCGUAACAUAAAUCUUAAGGCCAUGGUUUUGUUGGAACGUGAGGAGGAACAGUAUCAUGAAACGAUGAGACGAAAGAAAAUUGUAGAGCAAGAUAAAGAAAAAAUUGAACAUAUAAUAUGUAAAAUGGAUGAAAAAAAACGUGAAAAGGUUGAAAAGGCCUGGAAAGUGGUAGAUGAUAACUUCAGUAGUAUAUUUAGUUCAUUGUUGCAAGGCGCUCAGGCACGUUUAAAUCCUGUAAAGCAGAAUAAUCAGUUAAUUGGACUUGAAAUUAAAGUCGGAUUUAAUGGAGUUUGGAAAGAAUCUUUAGGAGAAUUAUCUGGUGGACAACGUUCUCUCGUUGCACUUUCAUUAGUAUUAGCCAUGUUAAAAUUCUCACCAGCACCUUUAUAUAUACUUGAUGAGGUUGAUGCUGCUCUAGAUAUGUCUCAUACUCAGAAUAUUGGCAAUAUGCUUAAAGCGCAUUUUACAUCAUCACAAUUUAUAAUAGUUUCACUUAAGGAUGGUAUGUUCAACAAUGCUAAUGUUUUAUUUCGUACUAAAUUUGAAGAAGGAGUUUCAGCUGUUACCCGCACUGUAAAUCCUAAAGUAUCGAAUCACAAAUAAAAUUUAAAUUUUCACUAGUA
Messenger RNA from Lucilia cuprina (Australian sheep blowfly), 3652 nucleotides. It is a transcript of the gene SMC2, whose product is annotated as structural maintenance of chromosomes protein 2. The transcript is spliced from 5 exons. Gene Ontology annotation, biological process: chromosome organization. NCBI's taxonomy places the organism in Eukaryota, Metazoa, Arthropoda, Insecta, Diptera, Calliphoridae. The record is from RefSeq and is a predicted model, not a curated record. Bases 96 to 3632 code for a protein of 1178 amino acids. Gene Ontology annotation, cellular component: chromosome. Gene Ontology annotation, molecular function: protein binding; ATP hydrolysis activity; ATP binding.